GGAAAUGCGAGAGAUAUAGAGUGGGGUAUAAAAGGGGGCCAAAUAUUUAUGCUUCAGUCGAGACCCGUAACUAAUUUAGACAACUCUUACACCGACUACGAGAUUAUGCACGAAGUGGACACUCCUCACCAAACAGAGUUUGAGAUCUACUCCCGGGCCCAUUGGGGCGAAAACUUUCCCGGCGCCUCGUCUUGGCUGGUCUUCACCUGGACCUUUGCCAACAAAAGCCAAUUUUUUCGGUUUGGUUUGGCUAAUGGGAGAACCACUGAAGAUGACUACAACCCGUAUACGUUACAAAUGGGCAUUCAAUACAAUCAAUUGAUGUUUAACUUAACAAACUCAGUUUUUAGUGAGUUUUUUGGCGAUUACCCGGAGUCUGAUCAGGCGAGUCAAAUGAUUUUGGCUUUCUUUGGCCAUCACAUCGAAGACAAGGAUGUAUUGGAUUCAUUCAAACAGUCGAAAAAGGAAAUAAAGAAAAUAAAUCUGAUCAAGGACAAAACUCAUUACAUGGAUGUUCUAAAGUUUGAUAUGGUCUCUAAACUGAAAGGGAUUCCCAAUUCUAAACAAAUAUUAGAUGAGAUUAUAGCCAAUUACAUGGUGAUGGCAAUGACUCAGUUCAAGAAUCACGGGCCGGCUUCUAUGGGCUCAUCCAUUAAACACAUGUUUCUAAGGAAGGCAUUGGAAGGAGCAAAAGAGAAUAAUCCGGAAUUGGAGUCGGAUUUCAAUUUACUGAUCUCUUCGUGUAAUGAAGUAAUCAGUGCUGAAGUGCCCAACACUUUGAGGGAAAUCGCCAAAUCCAUAAAAGAUAAGCAAUUAUUUAGACAAAUGAGUGAUGAAAUGGCGUUAAAGACACUGAUGGAGGGGACGGAUGAGAGCUCACAGAAGUUUAAGGACUUUUUGGAGAAACACGGCCACAGAGGAAAUGGUGUCGGAUAUCGAGAGUUAUCGAAAUAUUUCAUGAUUUGGAUGAAUAAUAAGCAAAAACAGGCCUUCCGUUAUUUGGCUAAUCAGAUGGUCAUCGAAGGACUCAUUCCAUCCGCGGAAACCUUCUUCUAUCUGACGGCUGAAGAGGUUGAGAGCCUUUGUAAUGGAAGUAGAGAUCCGCUUAUAUUUGCAAAAGUGAGACAAAGGAGAAAACUUUACCCAAAAAUGGAUAAAUACAAGUUUGAUGAGUUCGUAAAGGGUCCACAAAUGAAACCUAGAAAUUUUGAAGAUCGUAUUGUUCCUCCAACUCUGGGUUCAGGUAUGGUUCAGAUGAAGGGAACGCCUGUUAGUAAUGGAUCAGUUCGAGCGAGAGUUUGUGUCUCUGAGGAUAUCACUGAAGCUGAUACCGGGAGAUAUACUGAUCACAUACUCGACAGACAUCGGUUGGAGUCCAUACUUCCCUCUACUGUCGGGUAUUAUCACAGAAAUCAGAAGUACUCUUUUGUCACUUCUAUUCCCCCAUAA
Messenger RNA from Oppiella nova, 1449 nucleotides. NCBI's taxonomy places the organism in Eukaryota, Metazoa, Arthropoda, Arachnida, Sarcoptiformes, Oppiidae. The record is from the annotation of a GenBank genome assembly.